Messenger RNA from Zophobas morio, 1574 nucleotides. RefSeq lists its product as uncharacterized. The coding region runs from base 71 to 1288 and encodes 405 amino acids. The record is from RefSeq and is a predicted model, not a curated record. The transcript has 2 exons. Lineage: Eukaryota; Metazoa; Arthropoda; Insecta; Coleoptera; Tenebrionidae.
UUUAAGUUGCUAGUUUAGUGACUGUACGAUUUGUUAAAUACCUGGUAAAAUUAAUCAAAAAUCAAACAUCAUGGAAUUAUUAAAAGAACGCCCUGACAUUAUAAGCUUCCUUGAAAAUGUUGCCAAAGAACAAGGAAUGCGCAACUAUAAACUAACCAAUAUUCAGACUAACAAAGAAAAAGAAGGAAACAUGGGAUUAAUCAUCAUGGCAACUAUCGAAGAAACCACCACCAACAAAAAACUCAACCUUGUAGUAAAAGCAGCUUUCUUAGACGAAGAUGUUCGACAAAACGUACCAAUCGAAAGAGCCUUCUUAAACGAAAUCUAUUUUUACACAGAAGUUUAUCCAACGUUUAAAAAAUUCGAGCGUGAAUGCGGAAUUUUACAUGGAAUUAAUUUUGUGCCCAAAUGCUACAAGACGUUGACUGACAAUGGAAAAGAAAUGUUGUGUUUGGAUAAUUUAAAAGCUUCAAAUUUUGAAAUUUUCGACAAGAAUUUGAAUUUGGAUCAUGAACAUGUUAGUUUAAUUUUUAAAACUUAUGGUAAAUUUCAUGCGUAUUCCUUUGCUAUGCAAGACCAAAGACCUGAAGAAUACGCUAAACUGGUUGGGAAGUUUUACAACAUUUAUUGUGAGUUCUUGGAUAACCCAAACGAGAACAUUAAGAACUAUUUGAAGGGGUCGGGUAAAGUUAUUGAGGAAUGUUUAAUACCGGGAGAAGAUGAUGAGGCGAUAGAAAAAUAUAAAAAAUACGUGGAUUACGGUAUUGUGCAGCAAAUGAUUGAGGUGGUAACAGCAGACUGUGAUCAUUCGGUUGUUUUACACGGCGACUGUUGGAGCAAUAAUAUGAUAUUUAAAUACGAGACAGAAAACGAUGUUAAAAAGCCAAUAGAUAUGCGUUUCUUAGAUUUGCAAGUGGUUAAAGUUGGAAGCCCUGCUUGUGAUUUGUCUUAUGCCUUAUACUCCGGUGCUUUUAAGGACGUCUAUGAUAACUUAGAUGAUUAUUUAAAAAUCUAUUACGAGAGUUUUUCAUCCCUCCUGAAGGGGUUGGGGAGUGACCCCGAGAAAUUAUUUCCGUUUGAAGCUCUUAAAAAUCAUUGGAAAAAAUAUGCGAGGUUUGGAAUGAUAAUGGCUUAUGGAAUUCUCACCGUAAAAUCGCCUGGCAAAAAAGUGGUGCAGAUAACUGGGGAUGAUGAAAGUUCUAAUAAGUUAGUUGGAGAAGAAAAUAAAAAUUUUAGGAGACGAUUAAGGGAGUUAGUGAAACAUAUGGCAAAAAUUGAUGCUUUAUGAAGUCUUUUAAUACUUCUAAACAAACUUUAUAGAUUAUAUUGCAUUUUAACUACAAGAAUGAGCGGAUUAUUAUUACUUAGCAGCCCCUGUCGAGAAAUGGGACGUAAAUUAAGUACGUCUAGUGCUCUCACCGAUUCCUAAAUCCAGGGUCUGCUCACAAAAUAUUCCAUCCUCAUCGUAACAGUCACUUAAUGUGUAUAAAAAAUAAAAUAUUUUUUUAAAUAUAUACUUAUAUUAACUAUAAUUGUGUAAUUACAAUAAUAAAAAGCCCAUAUAGCUUUCAUAA